AUGGCUCUGUACGGCGUAGACUUCUGAGCCGUCGGGAGUAGUCGGGUUGGUCGUGGAGUCGUGUAACGGUCGUCGAGUCUGAGAUAAGAAAACUUUUACCGAUAAGCGGAUGAAAAAGGGUGAAGAUAGAAAAGAGUAGACGGUGUGUCGGUGUCGAUUUAAGAUCGCGCGGUGGUGUACGGCGGAUAGAAUUUUCGUAUUUCCGAAAGAAAAUUCAUAAAAAACCGCGCGCGAGGUACUGCAAAAGUUUGUUUCUUGUUCGACAAAGUUUUCACCAAGAGAAAUUCCAGCCAUGAUUACAGUGCGAGAUCUGAUUUGAGGGGGGAACAAAGGCUGAGAGGAAGAGUGAAGAGAAGAAGGCAGACGAGCAAAGUGCGUCGAACGUUUAAAAUCCGGACUCAACUCGCUCGCAGGUAUCUCGGCUCGCAGGCCAUCAGCCAGACAGGAUGUAUUCCGACGGGCACGAGGUCGACGGCAGCUGGGUGCUGCGCGUCUUCGUAACCGAUCUUCAGGUCGAGAGAAGCCUCCGGGUCAAGGGGGAACUCCACAUCGGUGGCGUGAUGCUUCGUCUCGUCGAAGACCUUGACAUCGCGAUGGACUGGUCCGAUCACGCGCUGUGGUGGCCAGCUCGCAACGAUUGGCUUACCAGAACUAAGAGCACCCUGGAUCAGUACGGAGUUGCCGCCGACGCCGUGCUCCACUUCACCCCUAUGCAUAAGACUCUCAGGGUUCAGUUGCCGGAUCUUCGUUGCCUCGACUGCAGAGUCGACUUCUCCGUGAAGACCUUCAACGCUGUCAUCAAUCUCUGCAAGGAGUUAGGCAUCAGACACCCUGAAGAGUUAUCGUUCUGCAAACCGCUCGAGCCGAAUCACUUGAAGUACAACUUGAAGGAUCUUCCCGUGAAGAAAAAAAUUGAAAUACAGAAAAAUGGCCAGUGGAACGUGUCUCCGGAUACCAACACUUUCAUUCCGGCUACACAGAGUCCGAGUGGCUCUACCGGCAGUCUCGAUCAGAGCAGUCCGUUCAUGUGCGCUCCGGUGACGCCGAAUAAUAAGAAUCACAGCACACCCAUAAGCUCGCCAGUCUCGCAGACUGGAACCUGGAAGCGUAAUAACAACUCAUCUGGCUUUGGUAGCAAUGGUUCCUUCAACGCCAACAACAGCACAAUGAGUUUAGAAGCAUUGAACGGUGGUCUGAGCGAUUCACUGGCGCACAGUCCAUCCUUCGUGUCUCCCGAGACGCGGUCACAAGUUAUCAGGCCAAAGACGCUGGUGGAACGAGCCAGGAUGAACGUCGCUUGGCUGGAUUCUUCGCUGUCCAUAAUGGAACAGGGAAUCAGAGAGUUCGAUACACUCAGACUAAAGUUCAAAUUCUAUUCGUUUUACGAUCUGAAUCCAAAAACAGAUGCUGUACGUAUCAACAUGAUAUACGAACAAGCCAAGUGGCAAUUGCUUGCCGAAGAACUCGACUGCACCGAGGAGGAGAUGCUUAUGUUUGCAGCUCUGCAGGUUCAAGUGAACCUCCAGGCGAGCGUGCCGCAGCCAAAUUUUGACAGCAACGGAGCUGCAACCCCUGUAGAGGACGACAUAGACGCCGCGCUGACAGACCUUCAGGUCACCUUGGAGGGGAGCAGCAUUAGCAACAGUCCGAGUGACAUUACUCAGGUUCCGGAGCUUUGCGACUAUCUCCGCUUCCUUAAACCAAAACGAUUCACUCUCAGGGCGUUCAAACGCUACUGGUUCACAUGCAGAGACCUUCAGCUGAGAUUGUAUAAGACUAAAGAAGAAUUGAACGGAUCUGGAUCACCUGUUCACAGCAUUAAUCUUCGAGGAUGCGAAGUUACGCCUGACGUUAACCUUUCGCAAGGCCGGUACGGAAUCAGACUCGAAGUACCCAGUGCUGAGGGGAUGACGGAAAUGUGGAUUAGGUGUGACACGGAGGAACAAUAUGCAAAGUGGAUGGCAGCAUGCAGAUUAGCUGCAAAGGGACGCAGCCUGGCUGACGCUACAUACGAAACUGAGGUCAACAGUAUAAUGGCGUUUUUGCAACUUCAAAGACCUGCUCCUGCUCCAGCAAUAAAUCCGAGUUCUCUAGAUAUCAAUGCAGAGGAUUACGUAGCUCCAAGAUUUGCGAAGAAGCUAAAGGGCAAGCUGGUUCAGAGAAUAUUGGAGGCUCACGCCAACGUUAAAGACUUGCCACUGAUCGAAGCUAAGCUGAACUACAUCAAGGCGUGGCAGUCGCUUCCAGACUAUGGCAUAUCUUUGUUCAUAGUUAAGUUUAUGGACAAAAGCAAGGAAGAACUACUCGGCGUUGCCAACAAUAGGCUCAUGAGGAUGGAGCUGAGCAGCGGGGAUCAUCUCAGGACAUGGCGAUACAAUACCAUGAAGGCGUGGAACGUUAACUGGGAAGUCAAGCACAUGAUGGUACAGUUCGAGGAAGGUAAUGUCAUAUUCGAAUGUCAUUCAGCAGACUGUAAGGUUGUUCACGAGUUCAUCGGGGGCUACAUAUUCCUCUCGAUGCGUUCUAAAGAGGCCAAUCAAACCCUGAAUGAGGAAAUGUUCCACAAACUGACUGGAGGAUGGGUAUAAGCCCGCUGAGAUCCCUCAUCUAUUUAUUUGCAGUUCGGCAAUAUUCUUCUUUCGUUAAGAUUUCCCUCAGUCACAUCAGAUACUAUAUUUUGAAGGGAGCAAGAAUGAAAGUGAAAUUUUCUUCUAUCGAUGCAUUAUUCACUAUGAUGAAUUGUAAAGGAUUAACCGAUCUUAUAGUGGAGCUUUUACUAAGAGAUUGUUAUUUUCUCAUUAUUAUUAUUAUUAUUACUAUCAUUAAUAUUGUUAUUACUAUUAUUAUUGUCCCUUCAAUUUUUUUUUCUAGAAGAAUCUAAAUUAAACUCAAUUCAUGGCACAAAAGUCUGUGUGUUUGUGUGUGCGUGUCUGCGCUUGAAUGUGU
Molecule: messenger RNA, 2946 nt
Organism: Diprion similis
Lineage: Eukaryota; Metazoa; Arthropoda; Insecta; Hymenoptera; Diprionidae
Product: unc-112-related protein-like
Exons: 8
Coding region: 447-2588 (713 amino acids)
Biological process (GO): integrin-mediated signaling pathway; cell-matrix adhesion
Cellular component (GO): cell-substrate junction
Molecular function (GO): integrin binding
Source: RefSeq, a predicted model, not a curated record